ACCAAGAAAUCAGCCCCACCCCCAUGCUUGAACCAGGCUCUUUCCACAGUCAGGGUCAUUUAAUGGAGGACUUUGACAUGGAUGUAGAGGAAGAGGGCUACAGGAAGAAGGUCACAGGGCAGUGGUGCGAGUGCAACAAAGAUGCAUGUGAGGAGAUGGAGGAAGGAAGAAGAGAAAAGGGCAGAGGCAGGAUGGUUAACAGUCUGAGCUGGGCUGAGGAGCUGCAGGACAUUCUCAUUCCUGUGGCUGAGGCUAACUGUCAAAGGAGAACAAGCAGAUCAUUAAACAUUACUGCCCAGAGGAAUGACAGAGAGUCCAUCAGGCAGAAGCUAGCCUUUGGCAGUUUCUAUGACGACGAGGAGCCAGCCAUCUACACCAGCUGCAGCAAGAAUGGCAUUUCCUCCCGGCCUCAAAGUGGUGUGAAUCUGCAGGUGUGUUUUGUGAAUGACAGCAACAGUGACAAGGACAGCGAUGCAGAGGACAGCAGGACAGAGACCAGCCUGGACACGCCGCUGUCACCUUUGAGCAAGCAGAGUUCAUCCCUGUCGGACCGGGACACGGGAGAGGAGGACUCAGACCCCCUGGAGGAUUGUGGCUUCUGGCGGGUGCAGCGGAGGCUCCAAGAGGAGGCACGGGUGGCCCUGGCGUUGGCUCGCCCUAUGGCCCGCAUGCAGGUAGAGGUGGAGAGACAGAUCCAGAUCCACCGCCGCUCGCCUGUCGCCGACCUGCUGCCCCACCUGCCCCAUAUCAGCGAGGGUCUGAUGAAGAGGAGUCUGAGGAGGGGAGACAUGAGGGACAUGAGCCUGGGCCAGCUUCAGGUCAUCACCAACGACCUGUACUCGCAGAUACAGAGCCUGAAUGAGGAGCUGGUGCAGCUGCUGCUAAUGAGAGAUGAGCUCCAUGUGGAGCAGGACGCCAUGCUGGUUGACAUAGAGGACCUGACCAGGCAUUCUCAGAGCCUCCAGAGACACAUGGCAGAGAAAACCCUCUCCAAAUAAAACCCAUAGUCACCUGUCCCCAUCAUCACCUAUGUCACAUGACAGCCAGAACCAACUCAGAGCAGUGGUCAACAACCCUGGUCCUGGAGACCAAUAAGGCAUGCAGGGUUUUGUUCCAGGUCAGCACUUUCACACCUGAUUUAACUGAUUAAUACCUUUGAUGACUAGGCAAAUGGUUGAUUCAGGGUUGUUUUAGUGCUGGAACAAAAGCCUGGAUAUGCUUUAACUCUCCAGAACGAGGUUUGUUGUCCACGGCUACAGAGGGACCAAACCCAACCGGGAGUCAUAAAAAAGUCCUGAAUUUGAAGAGUUCAGGCAAAACUCCGGGCCCCAGUCAUAAACCAUGUGUGGUAGUGACAGUUUGAUCACUGAAGAUGACUAGGGUUCUGUUUGUUGCCCCGCUCAGCCAGUCGUGGUGCUUUGUAGAAUACUAAACACACAUAGCUGUUUGUCCUGUUGCUAAGGAAUUAGCUCCUAGGCUUCCCAGUGUAUAAACAUUGCGGCAACUAAACAGAUCUUGUAUGAAUAAUUUAUACACACAAAUGGAUGUAGUAUAGCUGUUGUUGCAUAAUUCCACCUGUUUAAACAUUCUGAUGUUUUGAAGCUUUACUGGUUUAUCCUUGAUUUUGCCAAAUGUUUACAGACAGAUUGCAAUGACCUUACUUUUGUCUGCACUUUAAAUUAAAUGGAAGAUAAGAGUCCUUUUGGUGUUUUUUGUGGCAGAGUUCAAAUAAUGGUGGUGCUUAACUAAUAUUGAUACCCAUAUGUUCAAAAUAUUAACAGAUUUUUAGGGCGCGACCAAAGGUCAUUAUGCAAUUCGAUCCCUGCUUUGUGACCCAAAUGCUACUCGACAGAAAAACAAAUUAUUUUAAGACAAAAUAUUAUUGACAAAGUCAAAUCUCAAUGGUUAAUGCCAAAAGAUGCCUGAGCUGACUGUUCUUGACACUGGUAAAGUGAUAGCUGGUCGGUCUGGACUAAAUAAAAAACCUGUUGCUGAGCAGGAAAGAGACUUGGAUGCCUUGUGGCCUGGCUCAAGAUGGCAUCUUUGUUCAGUAUGAUUAGUCCAUCUUCAGCAUUUAGAGAGUGUCAUUUUCCAUCAGCUCUUUUUUAUUUAUUUAUUAUUCUCUGUCGUAUUAUACUAAGGUCCUUCAACUGUAUUAUGCUGCAUUCUGAAAACGUUUUGUGUACAGAGAUUAAAAUUAUAGAUAAA
Oncorhynchus gorbuscha (pink salmon) is the source of this 2208-nucleotide messenger RNA. Its product is annotated as schwannomin-interacting protein 1-like. Gene Ontology annotation, biological process: positive regulation of hippo signaling. The transcript is spliced from 7 exons. The coding region runs from base 24 to 998 and encodes 324 amino acids. Gene Ontology annotation, cellular component: cell junction; plasma membrane. Lineage: Eukaryota; Metazoa; Chordata; Actinopteri; Salmoniformes; Salmonidae. The record is from RefSeq and is a predicted model, not a curated record.